Messenger RNA from Hyphopichia burtonii NRRL Y-1933, 1122 nucleotides. RefSeq names its product tRNA(adenine34) deaminase. NCBI's taxonomy places the organism in Eukaryota, Fungi, Ascomycota, Pichiomycetes, Serinales, Debaryomycetaceae. Gene Ontology annotation, biological process: tRNA wobble adenosine to inosine editing. Bases 114 to 1064 code for a protein of 316 amino acids. The transcript has a single exon. The record is from RefSeq and is a predicted model, not a curated record. Gene Ontology annotation, molecular function: zinc ion binding; tRNA-specific adenosine-34 deaminase activity. Gene Ontology annotation, cellular component: nucleus; cytoplasm.
GAAAUCCGAUCUGGAGUAGUAACACCACUUUUCCUGAAACAUCGGAGAUCAACAAAACUAUCCACUGAGAUUCUAUACAAUCAGCACAGGGCUAGUGCUUGUAUUUUUGGGGGAUGAGUGAUUUGAUUCUUGAAUUUAAGAUAAGUGCAUUGGCUCUUUACGUUGCGUAUAGAGCCUUGAUGACCAACGAGACCCCAGUUGCUUGUGUGUUUUAUUCCCGAGAGUCCAACAAGAUAUUGAGUUAUGGUUGUAAUGAUACCAACAAAUCGUUGAAUGGGACUCGACAUGCCGAGUUCAUAGGUAUCGAUAAGAUUUUUCAAGAAUACAUUCCACAAGAAUAUCAUCACGAUCAAGAAUACAUCAAGAGUUUUUUCGCUAAGGUAUCACUUUUUGUUACAGUUGAGCCUUGUAUUAUGUGCUCCCUGGCUUUGAAGCAAUUGGGUAUAGGCGAAGUCAUUUACGGUUGUGCAAACGACCGGUUUGGAGGAAAUGGAACUGUCCUUUCCAUCCAUAAUGACGAUCGAGAAGACGUUGCAAACAAUUAUAACAGUUAUGGAGGAAUUUUGAGGACUGAAGCAGUCCAACUACUAAGAAACUUCUAUAUCCAAGAGAACGAUUCUGCUCCAAAUCCAAAGAUAAAGAAAAAUAAAGAAAUUGAAAAUAAAACAUACCCUCCCAAUCUUUCGUUCGAGCAGUACAUGACCAAGGAGUCUUUCACAAGUUUCUAUGGACCUGAAAGAUGUGAAAAGUAUUACUACGUGGGCAUUAAUGAGCACGAAAUCACCCCCAAGUUAGGCUCUGGGUACUUCCUUCAAGAUUUGAUCAACAUUGAACUUAUUCAACAGAUUCCUCACAUACAAGAAUUAUUUGUCGAUGGAAUAGUGUCCAAUUCGAUACUAGAGAAAGAUCUAGACUUAUUUUUGAAGCUAUUCUAUCCUGUAAAUGAGUCUGGUGAAAUUGAUUUUGAAAAUUACAAAAUCAUCAAGAUCGACGAUGCUCUAGUUCAGCCAGAGAGUUUGGAACACAAGAAAAGAAGAAUUGAAGAGGCCUCUCCUUGUAAAUAAUAUUGUAUAUUAAUCUGUAUAAUAGAGAUUUCUAGUAUUAUUAUAGCUUACUGUAGAA